GUUAAACAAAAAUUUAUUUUUAACUAUUUUUUAAACAAUUAUGUACAUUUUCAGACUGACAAAAUGUAACUUUUUAGGACGUCGUUAUGGAGUUGCAAACCGGCGCAAUCCUACAACGGCAAGUUAUUGAAGAAUGAAGUUUAAGAACAAUAUUUCCAAAGAAGCUGUUUUGGCCUUAUCGAAUCCUGCAGGAUGCUUUUUUGACUUAAACAAUUACACAGUAUCGGAAACUAUCAUUAUGAACCAACACAAUUAUGCUGCUAGGAAAAAACUGAUACAGUCCUUGUAUCUGUUGCAAAAAUAUACAGAGGCUGAUAGAGCUACAAAAGAGUGGCUGGCCCAGCUAGACAAUGAAGAAUCCGAAGAAGUAAAAGUAAUUAGACUUUUAUUGCACAAAUUGUUGGCUACCUACAAUUCGGACACUGCUUCUAAGCAAAAAUUUACUAGUCUAAUGAAGUUGCUUGAUAGUCUUGAUACAGGGAUAAUUAAAAUGAAUGACAACACUGUUCAACCCAAUGUUCAACCCUAUAGGAAUAAUAUCGAUGCCCCAGUAGUAUCAUGCAUCUACUGCAACGUCUCCUUCACUGACAAAAUGGAGCUCAGAGCCCACUGUCAAACCGAAUUGCACGAAAUGAUGAUAAUGUCUGACGAGGGACACGAUUGGUUCUGGCGACCUCCACCCAGAGGCUUUAAGUCUGACACUUACGUUUUGUGCCAGAACUGGAAAGAUACUGGAACUUGCAGGUAUGGGGUUCAAUGUGUUCAAGCUCACGGCGAUGAAGAACUAAUCGAAUGGGUAGAACGUUUCAGGUAUAGAGAAAUGAAAUUGCAACGGGCAAGAGAAAAAGAGCUAUUUGGCAAAUCCUAUACAGAAGAACUAUUAGACAAAUGGGUGCAAUCUCCGAAUCCAGAAACUCUAAUGUGCGAUCACAUUGAAGAAGUAGACGAUCAAUGCUCUUGUCCUCUAUCAGUGACAGUAUCAUCAAAAACCAGCUUCCACAAUUGGACUUUCCUUAUUAAAACCCGCAAACCUUUAAAAGCAGUAGCUUUGUUGCAAGAUACUCACAGAACGCACUUUUAUAUUUCCAGUAUUUUUGUUAAAAAUGCCCGAGUCGAACUGAAAAACGAUCAGGAAUGGAUUGCGCACUUGUGCCUGCAAGACUCAUUUGCAAUAGUCGAGUAUCGAAUCACUGUAAUGUUUAAAACGAGCAUUUUUGGUACUUUUAGGCAAAGCGUAGUGUUUGAUUUCACUACAGGGCCUGUUUUGGUCAAACAUUUGUGCGCUGACUUAGUACCGGAAGCCGAACUAGAUAAAAUAAACGAAAUUCGCAAAGAACUAAUACUGUCAAUAGCAGAACGAUGGAAUUUUCAUAAUUCCGAUAUAGUGCAUUUUCAUUCUGAGUUGGUUAGUUUUGGUGCGGGUGAGGAAUGGGAAAAGAAGCUAAAGUCAAUGUAUCCGUGUCCGCAAGUUGAUACGUUUGUUUUAAGCCGCUCUACGCUAUCCGACAAAAAAUUUACAAAAAACAACUACAGAGAACGCAUGCACGAGCUGUUGUUUAUAGAAGAAAUGGCCCGUUAUGAUUUGAUAGCACAUUACAAUUUGACUACCAAGCUUCAGAUAACUCACAGCUAUAUUCUUUCGCCUAAUAGCAUGGCUGCGAGUACUGCUAAAUAUUCGAAUAAUGGUGAAUUGUUUGCUUCUAUUGGGUUGGGCAGGGAAUUGUCUGAAGAUACUUCAGAAGGCAGGUUGAUUUUGAUGCAUUGCAAUACUGUUUAUUUGUGUCCUGCUACGCAAAAUGUUAGUAGGAGGAAGGUUUAUGAGGCUUUGAUUGAGGAUAAAGGGAAGGAUACUAUUUAUUUGAGAUUAUCCAGCGAUACAGUGAGAGACCUACACCUGACUCCCGAAUCCGACAUAGAAGUUCAAAUCCAAUUCCAACUCAACCGGGUGCCAUAUUGCGAAUGGCACUACACCCUAGACAAAAUGGCCAAUUUCAAAAUGAUAUUUCCCGAAACCUAUUUGGAACCGAUAGUACCGUGGUCACCUUCUAGACAAUGGUCGAAAAAUCUAGAUUCCAGACUGAAUGUCAAGCAAAAAGAAGCUGUUGUAGCCAUCACUACGCCUUUAUGUGUACAACUACCGCCAAUAUUAGUUAUAGGUCCGUUUGGUACUGGCAAAACCUUUACAUUAGCCCAAGCGAUUAGGAACCUGAUAAAAGACAGCACCAAUAGGAUAUUGCUUUGCACUCACUCAAACAGUGCAGCUGAUUUAUACAUAAAAGACUAUUUGGACAAGUGGGUGCAAGAAGGAGAAGAACACGCAAGACCUUUGAGGAUUUACUAUCAAAAACGUUGGGUGGCAACUGUAAAUCCAACAGUACAAAAGUAUUGUCUAAUUGAUUCCAAAAAUGGUAUGAGAUCGUUUCGUGUGCCGUCAAUGGAAGAUUUAAUUAAACAUCGAGUCAUUGUGGUGACCCUAUCAACUUCAGUGUAUUUGUCAGCAAUGGGGUUACCUAAUGGAUUUUUUACUCAUAUAUUACUUGAUGAAGCAGCUCAGGCUAUUGAAUGUGAAACAGUUACUCCUUUAGCAGUAGCCAGUGAUCAUACUAGAAUAGUUUUAGCGGGUGAUCACAUGCAAUUAGGCCCAGACAUAUUUUCACCCUUUGCAAAAGAACGCAACUUACACAUAUCUUUACUUGAGCGCUUAUACGAUCACUACCCAAAUCAGUUUUCAUGUAAAAUAUUACUAUGCGAAAACUAUAGGGCUCACGAGUCAAUAAUACAGUUUACUUCUGAAUCAUUUUACGAUCAAAAGCUGAUUUCUAGCAGCAAACAACCUAAACAUUUUAAGUAUUAUCCGUUGAGUUUCUUUACUACAAGAGGUGAGGAUGUUCAGGACAAAAACUCUACUGCGUUUUAUAAUAAUUCUGAAGUUUAUGAAGUUGUGGAAAGGGUUUCUGAGCUUAAACGCACUUGGCCUGAUGAUUGGGGCAAAUAUUGCGAUCAGUCAAUAGGUGUUGUAACUCCUUACGCUGACCAAGUAUUUAGAAUUCGGGCCGAGCUACGCAAAAGGCGUAUAGAUAAUGUUUGCGUUGAACGUGUUUUGAAUGUACAAGGUAAACAGUUUAGAGCUAUAAUUCUGUCAACUGUUCGUACAAGGAAAACUUGCACCAAUAAUGAUGCUUCAUCAGAUAUUAUUGAUUAUGGGUUUUUAUCGAAUUCAAAAUUAUUAAAUACAGCUAUUACAAGGGCUCAAAGCCUUGUGGCUGUAGUUGGAGACCCGAUUGCAUUGUGCUCUUUAGGCCGUUGCAGUAAAGUGUGGGAACGUUUUAUACAAAUUUGUAAUGAAAGUGAUAGUUUGUAUGGGCUAACUUGGACGCAACUAAAGCUACAACUUGAUUCAAUUGAGCUUAAAAAAAUCUACACUUUAAACCCUUUGGCACCUGAAUUUAUUCCAAGAAACUAUCAGCCUGUUGUCAAUGUGCCAAUACCUUUAAUGUCAUCUUAUGUUUUUCCUCCUUUAAUUUAUCCUCCACAACACAGGCCCUUUAUUUUUAAUCCUUUAGUUCCUAUACCGCAACCAAUAAGAUUACCUUUAGUAAUACCGCCUUUAGUUGAACCUCCUCCCGUACAAAAAAGUAAUAACAAGUUAAUACAAUUCUUGAAUAAUGUGCAUUUUCCAGAAGCCUUGAGUGAUUGUAUAAAUUUGUUGCCGCAAAACAUGUCUUUGGCUGAUAUGCUGUUGCAACCAGCCAACAUGCAAGAAAAAUGGUACAAAUACCUAAAAGCAAGCACAGGCGAAGAGGCUGCAGAAAAAUUCCGCUACUUACUACAUACAACUAACCAAAAAGGCUCAAAAAUUCAAGACAUUUUCGAAUGUGCCACUCCGCAAUCUUGUGACUCACCACCUUGCAACUGGUACGACAGUCCUACAAGUCAGCUCAACAUCAACAAACCAGUUUAUAUACAGAGCGAGCACAUAAACGAGCAACACAAUCAGAAAAUCGAAAAGCCAGUUUUUGGGAUUAAAUGUGAAGAUAAUGUUAUUGUUAAUUCCAUAUUGGAGGUUGACGAAAAUGAUUUGCAAAGGCACAUAAAUGAAGAGUUUUCUAGUUCAAGGAUAAAUAAUAAUUGUAAUGGGGGUUAUAAUUGUGCUGCUUCUAGUAGGGAGGGGUUCAAAGGUGGAUUUGGCAUUAACGGUACUGGCGGUAAAGCCGUGCCGAAAUUUUAUAAGUAUUUUCAGUAAUAAGUGUUAAAAGAAAAUUACCCAAAUGUAAUUAGUUAAUAAGACUUAUAUUGAUUGUGUAGUGAAAUGAUUAAGGGCUUAAAUUUAUGUUAAUGUUUUAGUUUUUGGCCCUUAAUCAUUUGUUAAAAUGUACAGGGUGGACCAAUUUCUGAGCGGAAAACAAAAAAAUUAACUGCCACACUCUGAGGCUCAAAUUUUAUGAAAUCUUGAGUAAUGCAAACUAUAAGUGUAUCUGUAUCUGGCUCACGCCAAAGAAUAUUAUAGUAUAGACUAACGACUCUAGAAGUCUCGUCCUAGGGGGGUGCUUGGGGGUGCUAAGCACCUUUAAAGCAAAAAUUAGCACUCCCAUUCGGCAUCCCACCAUAGCACUACCUACAGUGGCACUACCUAAAACUAAUAUAAAAAAUCAGUGCAACCAAAUUAUUUAUUUUUUUUGUACUUUUUAUACUUACUUACAUCAUCGAUGACGUCAUAAAUAGAAAUCUUAGAUUUUACUAUCACUUUUCCGCGAUUCUAAAUUCACUUUUCCGCGAUUGUAAACCCACUUUUCCGCAAAUAUUACCUCAUUUUCCGCGAUUUUUAUCUCACUUCUUCACAAAUUCACACUCACUUUUUUUGAAAUUUUUGACUCAUUUUUUUUGCGAAUUUUGACCCACUUUUUUGCAAUUUUGUUUUCACUCUUCUGCGAUUUUUGGCUCUUUUUUUCACGAUUUUUAACUCUCUUUUUUGCGAAUUUGUCCUUACUUUUUUUGCGAUUUUUGCCUCACUUUUUUGCGAUUUUACCCUCACUCCUCGGCGAUUACAAACUUAUUUUUCCGCUAUUUCAUCCUUAUUUUUCCGCGAUUCUUACCUCAUUUUCCCGCGAUUCUUACCUCAUUUUCCCGCGAUUGUUUCCCUACUUUCCGCGAUUUUAUCUCCACUAAUUUGACCUCACUUUUUUUGUGAUUUUUGAAAUUUUUUUAUUUUUUAUUUUUGACAAAUUUUUUUUGCAAUUUUACCAUCACUUACCGCAAUUCUAAAUCCACUUUUUCACGAUUGUAAACAAUGUAAACCCACUUUUCUGUAAAUAUAAUCUCAUUUUUCCGCAAUUCUUGUCUCACUUUUUUUUGCGAUGUUAUCCUCACUUUUCCGCGAUUCCUAUUUCAUUCUCCACGAUUUUAUCCUCAUUUUUCCGUGAGUCUCAUCUUACUUUUCCGCGAGUUUAAACUCACUCUUUUUGAAAUUUUUGACUCAUAUUUUUCUUGCGAUUUUUGACUCUUUUUUUUGCGAUUUUAUCAUCACUUUCCGCGAUUUUAUCCUCAUUUCAAAAUUACGAAAAUAACGAUAAUUUUUGAAAAGUUACGAAAAAUUACGGGAAUUACGUUAAAGUACGUAAAAUAUGAAAAAUUAGAGAGAAUUGCAAACAUUUACGGGAAUUACGGAACAUUACGAGAAUCACGGAAUAACAAAAAAUUGCGGAGAUUACAAAAAUUAUGGGAAUUGCCAAAUAUUACACAAAAGAAUUACGAAGUUACUCCAAAAUUACGUCAAUUAUUCAAAUAUUUACUAAUUUUUGGAAAGUAACGAAAACUAACAAGACAAAUUACGGGAAUUACGAAAAAUAAUGCGAAUUAUAAAAAUUCACGGAACCUAGUAAAAUAACGGAAAUGACGAAAAUUUGCGGGAAUUAUGAGAAAUUAUGAAAAUAACGGGAAUUGAAAAAAAUACAAAAAACUACGAAAAUUACGGGUAUUACGAAAUAUUACGGAAAAGAAUUACAAAGUCAUUUCAAAAUUACGUGAAUUACGGUAAUUCCCAAAAUAACGGAAAUCACAAGUUUUUGAAAUUACGAAAAUUACAAUAACUUAGGGAGAAUUAGAAAAUUUCGAAUUUUUUUGGAAAUUAGAAAAUUGAAAAUUGAAAAAUUGAAAAUAUAAAUAAUUAGAAAAAGCGCGAAAAAUUGCGGGAAUAACAAAAAUUACCAAGUUUUCCAAAAAUUGGAAAAAAUAAGGAAGAAUUAGAAAAUAACAAGAAUUAUCUGAGAAAUGACAGGAAUUAAAAAAUUUCGAAAACUAUUUUUUUUUUUGACAGGUCCAAUGACACCUAUAAUUUUUUUUUCUUUUUUCUUUCUUUUGUCAUUUUUUUUUGACAGGUCUAAUAAUAUGAUUUUUUUC
Messenger RNA from Ceutorhynchus assimilis (cabbage seed weevil), 6396 nucleotides. The record is from the annotation of a GenBank genome assembly. NCBI's taxonomy places the organism in Eukaryota, Metazoa, Arthropoda, Insecta, Coleoptera, Curculionidae.